UUCUUCAACUUCAGGACCACUACAGACUGUCUAAAAACUGAUAACAUCAACGACUCAUACUACUAGAUAGGACAACCAAGUAUGGUUCUCAGGUAUACCGCGAUCGUCUGCUUUAUGUGCCUUAUAGGCGUCCAACAGAUACUAACAGAAGACACGGCAGCGGGAGGAGUGGACUAUCUCUAUCGUUAUGGAUACCUCAAGAUGCCCGAUUUCAAGUCUGGCGAGCUGCAGUCACGUGACGAGUUGAUAGACGCGAUCAAAUCAAUGCAAAGGUUCAUGGGACUGCCGGAGACAGGAGAAAUUGACGCUGAUACGAUGGCGAUGAUGCAGAAGCCUCGUUGUGGCCUACCGGAUAUCAUGGGAACAUCGGAGGACGCGAGAAAGAAAAGAUACGCACUGGUCGGAAAAUGGGAAAAGAAUGACCUGACAUACAAAAUACUCAACUACACACCAGACCUGGCCGAGGCCGACACAUCGGAAACAAUUCGUCUAGCUUUCGAUAUUUGGCAAGCUGUCACGCCACUCACAUUUACGGAAAUAUACGACGGCACUCCCGAUAUCAACAUCUUAUUCGCACGUGGUUAUCAUGGUGAUGGUGGGCCAUUCGAUGGUCCAGGUGGGACGUUGGCGCAUGCGUACUUUCCUGGAGGUGGUCUUGGUGGAGAUGCCCACUUUGAUGACGACGAGACGUUUACUAUUCGCACCUAUGACGGUACCAACUUAUUGCAGGUAGCCGCUCAUGAAUUUGGCCAUAGUCUGGGAUUGGGUCAUUCUUCUGUGUAUGGUGCGUUGAUGGCGCCCUACUACCAGGGUUAUGCACCAGAUUACGUUCUGCCCGAAGACGACAAAAGGGGAAUUCAGGCGUUAUAUGGCUCUGCUCCAAGUGGUCCUGUCGAACCUGAAAUGCCGGAAAUUACCAACAUGCCAGGUAAACCAAUUGUACCCACAUACGGUCCGUGUGAAACAGGAUAUGACGCAAUUAGUAGUAUUCGAGGGGAGUUAUUUAUUUUCAAGGACGAUCAGUUUUGGAGAUUGCGAGAAUUUGGGAAAGUGCUGUCAGGAUACCCAGUCAAAAAUAGUUUAUUUUGGUACGAUAUGCCUAAUAAUAUAGACGCAACAUACGAAAGAUAUGACAACAUAAUUAUGUUCUUUAAAGGCACUAAAUACUGGGAGUAUACGGCCAAUUAUCCUGACUCUGAUUCCCCUAAAUACACCAACUAUCUCGGUUUGCCAAAUAAUAUUGAUGCUGCAUUAGUGUGGGAAAACAACGGAAAGACUUACUUCUUUAAAGGCAAACAAUACUGGCGAUAUGAUGAAUACAACCAGCAAGUCGACCCUGGCUACCCGCGCCAGAUAUAUACCACCUGGAAGGGGGUUCCAAAUAACAUUGACGCUGCUUUUAAUUGGAAAGACGGGUACACGUAUUUUUUCAAAGGCGAUAACUACUGGAAGUUUGACGCCAAUACAAUGGAAGUAGAUCCAGGCUACCCCCGUAAGAUUGCCGUUGAUUGGAUGGGAUGCAACAGUCUGACCGAAGAGAACAACGAGCAGGAGAAUGGAAUUGGAACAGGGGAAAUCUCCUCAUCGCAACAAAUCCUACUCUCACCUGUUGUAAUUUUAUCAACAUUUAUUUUAUUUUUCAUUCUUUUCACAAAUUGAAAAUAAAACGACAUGUGGCGGUGUAAAGUGUAACUACACGACUACGUAUAAUACAUAGUCUUAAUUUUACAGGGUCAUAAACUGGUGUUUAUAUUUUUUCUGAAAAAACCGUACGGUAUAUCGCGUAUAAUUUCGUAAACGAAUAUAUUAAAGCAUUUGUUUUUUAUACAGUAUUUCAUAAACAUUUUCUUGACAAAGCUUAAUUUAUUCUGUAGUUUCUAAGAAACUAUAUUUGUAUAUUAUCUAUCUGAAAACUUCUACGUUGUUUUAUUUAAAUAUAUAUUCAAACCAUGUGGUCACUCCGACCACGAACAUACUAAUUGUCAGUACGUCCAUGCUCUGACGUUUUUGUUAAUGUAAACCAUGUACUUGUGUACAUUGCAUUCAUGUGUAUGACGUCACGUGGCUUUGACGUAUUGCCAUAUUUGUUGACGUAAAUAAUAUAAAUAUGGUUAACAGGAAGAUAUGCUGCCAAUUAUUGCUCACAGACCAAAUAUUUAUAUUUUUCUAGAUAUUAUUUGCAUUAUUGUAUAUUUUUAACGUUGUACCUUGCUGGCAAGGAUGUACAUGUAUUAAUAAACACACUCGCAACAAAGCAUCAAACAAA
Molecule: messenger RNA, 2266 nt
Organism: Saccoglossus kowalevskii
Lineage: Eukaryota; Metazoa; Hemichordata; Enteropneusta; Harrimaniidae
Product: matrix metalloproteinase-14-like
Biological process (GO): extracellular matrix organization; collagen catabolic process; proteolysis
Cellular component (GO): extracellular matrix
Molecular function (GO): zinc ion binding; metalloendopeptidase activity
Source: RefSeq, a predicted model, not a curated record